Molecule: messenger RNA, 972 nt
Organism: Musca domestica (house fly)
Lineage: Eukaryota; Metazoa; Arthropoda; Insecta; Diptera; Muscidae
Gene: Pef
Product: peflin
Exons: 4
Coding region: 147-764 (205 amino acids)
Biological process (GO): COPII vesicle coat assembly
Molecular function (GO): calcium ion binding
Source: RefSeq, a predicted model, not a curated record
UGCUACCUUCAUAGGUCUUGUGAGUUUUAUUAUUAAACAAUUAAGCCCCUAAGUCCACUUGUUUUUUGCACUUUAUUUAAGCAAGUUAUUAAUAAGAAUAACAACAAUUGCAAAUAUCAAUUUACUUUUGGAAGAAAGUCUGUAAAAUGUCAUACGGUGGCUAUAAUAUGUACGGAGACCCACAGGGCGGUGCCGGGGGCUACGCUCAAGGUUAUACAGCACCGCCGGGUGCGUAUCCACCACAGAAUUCAGAAAUUGCUCCCGAAGUCCAGCAAUGGUUUAAUAUGGUUGAUCGUGACCGUUCUGGAAAAAUCAACUGCACCGAAUUGCAGGCAGCUUUGGCAAAUGGAAAGGGUCAAAGUUUCUCGGAGACGGCAUGUAAAUUGAUGAUAAGCAUGUUUGAUAAUGACGCCAGCGGAACCAUUGACAUAAAUGAAUUCGAAAAGCUCUUCAAUUACAUCAAUCAAUGGCUGACGGUGUUCAAAACCUAUGAUCGUGAUUCGUCGGGUCACAUUGAUGAGGCUGAAUUGUAUCAAGCCCUCACACAAAUGGGUUUCCGUUUCUCCCAAGAGUUCAUUCAGUUUUUAAUCAAGAAAAACGAUCCACAAAACCACAAAGAGGUUUCCGUCGAUCAAUUCAUUGUACUUUGUGUUCAAAUACAACGAUUCACCGAAGCAUUCCGUCAGCGUGAUACCCAACAGAAUGGAACAAUUACCAUUGGAUUUGAAGAUUUCCUAACCAUUGCAAUUGGCUGUUCAAUUUAAGGGAUUCAACACACGAACACACACACACACACACACGCACUUCUUACUGCAUGACCAUUGAUGUUAGCUUUCAGCAUUCAACAGCAGCUUUACUACUUAAACAAAAUAAAAUAGCAAAAUUAAAAUAUGAUAAUAAUUGUGCACCCCAAACAGAAAUCUCUAAAAAAAUGAACAAUAUUUUAUAAAUGUAUUUUAUUGAGAUAAGAAA